GCCAGGUGGGGAAAACCUGGUCACUCUUAUCCCGCACCGUUGAUAAACUUUUCAUUAUUUGUUUUUUGAAUUGUUAUAAACUAUAAUAUUAAUUACAUAUACAAGACCAAUAUGCUUGCGCGAAGCCUGCGGGUCGCCGCCCAGCGGAGUCGCAGUCUCCUGAUGCCCAGCCGGUCUGUGCUCGCACCGAGAACUCCCUUCUGCCAGCCGUUCAGCAAGGCCUACGACCAUGAUGGAAAGACAAAAGUGUCCAUAUUCAACACGGAAACGGAUCUGGGACUCAUGAUCACCGGCUACAGCCAAUACGGAUUUAGGUUGAACAACGACAUGGUCCUCAUUGGGCCCAUUAGCGUCUUUCCCAGAUCGGUUCUCUCGUGGAACGUCAACAGCUUCGAGGACAUCACCGAGGAUAGUCUCAGCCUGUUUCCCACCCUAGAACCGAAAAUUGAUGUUCUCAUCAUUGGCAUCGGCGACCAAGCUCCGCCACCGGCGCUCUCCAAACGGAUCAUAGAGUUCAUGAAGAAGUACAAGAUAAACGUAGAGGUCUUGCGCACGGAGCAAGCCUGCGCCACCUUCAACUUCCUGAAUGCCGAAAACCGGAUGGUGGCGUGCGCUUUGAUACCUCCGCUGCAUCUCACCUACAACGAAAACGAUAUUCUCCAGGCGAAGCUAAAGCAGAAGGAGCUGUACGAGACGGAUUAGAGUUGGCUUCCAGUUGUGUCUUGUUAGGAAUUAAAACGAAUUGUAAAUUCAGAUUUCUUUAUUCAUAAUAACGCAUAUUCAUAAGAGUAUAAAA
Drosophila kikkawai is the source of this 796-nucleotide messenger RNA. Its product is annotated as NADH dehydrogenase [ubiquinone] 1 alpha subcomplex assembly factor 3. Gene Ontology annotation, cellular component: mitochondrial inner membrane. Gene Ontology annotation, biological process: mitochondrial respiratory chain complex I assembly. Lineage: Eukaryota; Metazoa; Arthropoda; Insecta; Diptera; Drosophilidae. The record is from RefSeq and is a predicted model, not a curated record.